UAUAUAUAUAGCAAAUUAUUCUUUUUUUACUGAAAUAAUAAAAUAUCACUUUUUUUAAAUAAAGAAAAAUCGCCUUACUUGUUGGACUGAACACGUAACAGUAAGACAAAGCGAAAAUUGAUUAUCGGCCAAAAAGAGUCGGCAAAUCAUAAAAGUUCUUUCUCACGUCAUUCCUAAAAAAGUAAAAUUUCUUCACUAUGAAUUUAUUUCGUCUGGCCGGUGAUUUGGCGCAUGUUUUUGCCAUAAUCAUUUUGCUAUUAAAGAUUUGGAAGACAAGAUCAUGUGCUGGCAUAUCAGGCAAAUCACAAGUGCUCUUCGCAUUAGUCUAUUUGACCAGAUAUUUGGAUUUAUUUACGACCUACGUUAGUUUAUACAAUUCGGUGAUGAAGGUAAUAUUUCUAGCUUCAUCAGGAGCUACAGUAUAUUUGAUGUAUGUGAAGUUUAAGGCAACGUAUGAUCAUAAUCAUGAUUCAUUCCGUGUUGAAUUUUUAUUGGUGCCAUGUGUUUUGCUUUCGCUGCUUAUUAAUCAUGAUUUUACUGUAAUGGAAGUGCUUUGGACAUUCUCUAUUUACCUGGAAUCCGUAGCCAUAUUGCCGCAGUUGUUUAUGGUCAGUAAGACUGGUGAAGCCGAGUCAAUUACCAGUCACUAUUUGUUUGCUUUGGGAUCUUAUCGCGCUCUGUAUUUGCUCAACUGGAUAUAUCGUUAUUUUGUGGAGUCGCACUAUGAUUUAAUUGCGAUAUUUGCAGGCGUCGUACAAACAAUUCUUUAUUGUGACUUUUUUUAUCUAUACAUUACCAAAGUGUUAAAAGGCAAGAGAUUGCAGUUACCCGCUUAAUCCCUACACCAUAGAGACGAUAACAUACUUCUUAAAAAAUGGAAAGAAGUUUUAACGCUGCUACCAUAUAGAAAGAUCGAACGAAAGAACUUACACAAAGCAAAAUUCUAUAAGGAGCUAUUAGGAAUCGUGUCGAAAUAGUAGCUAAGAUAUUCUUAUAAUUGUAAACGCAAAAACGCAGUUGCGUAUUUGCAUAUAAACAACAAAUUAUAUAUAUAAAAAUAAUAGUAUAUUCAUCCUAAUUCAAUGAGGCGUAUUUGAGAAACCAUUAUAAUUUCAAUACAAUUACGAUGUAAGUACUACAUAUAUAUUUAUUUUUUUCUACUUCGUUAAAGAAGGGAGAAAUAAAACUCUCAGUAAAGCUUCUGUUUGCGACAUGAACAUCAAAGCGCCAAAAUUCUCAGCUUAAAUUUGCCGUCGUUUUAGGGCACACCUUGCUAAGAUUUUAGGUCACUUUCAAUUGAUUUCAAAUAUUCUUUUUCAAUCUAAUUGGUUGAAAACUUCCUUUGAAUGGUUAAACAUUUUCCUGUUUUCUACAAUUAAUUCCCGUGCGUUUCUUUAGUUCAUAAUAAUCUACGAAUGUAUUUACAAUACACAAAUAUUUUAAGUGAAUCUAUAAUAACAAUAAUAAAAUUGAAAUGAAAAAUAAA
Molecule: messenger RNA, 1486 nt
Organism: Glossina fuscipes
Lineage: Eukaryota; Metazoa; Arthropoda; Insecta; Diptera; Glossinidae
Gene: KdelR
Product: ER lumen protein-retaining receptor
Exons: 1
Coding region: 198-836 (212 amino acids)
Biological process (GO): endoplasmic reticulum to Golgi vesicle-mediated transport; protein retention in ER lumen
Cellular component (GO): endoplasmic reticulum; membrane; cis-Golgi network
Molecular function (GO): ER lumen protein retrieval receptor activity
Source: RefSeq, a predicted model, not a curated record